Molecule: messenger RNA, 486 nt
Organism: Cryptococcus deneoformans JEC21
Lineage: Eukaryota; Fungi; Basidiomycota; Tremellomycetes; Tremellales; Cryptococcaceae
Exons: 4
Coding region: 93-335 (80 amino acids)
Source: RefSeq, a predicted model, not a curated record
UCAGGCACGCGAGACUAUUCGACCACUCAACUGGAUGCAAAAGCGACGCAACUGUAUCACACCUACCCAUACGUUCAUCUCAAUCAUUCACAAUGGGCGGCGGCGCGCAAUAUCCUUACCCUAAAGAAGUCUGGACUCCCUCUGGUGGCUGGUGGAGCCGACCCAGCAACUGGAAGGGCAACACAGCCAUCUGCAUUGUUGGUAUCACCAUCGCUACUUUUGGUGUCUGGAGACUCUCAGCGAACAGGGAGGAGAGGCACACCGCUCCCACUAGACCUAUCCCUUCACAAAUGUGGUCUCGGCAAGCACGAGAAAUUGGUGUUAAGCAGGAAUAGAGGAUGGGAUGCAUCAGGAUAUAAAACGUCUAGCUGGACACAAACGGAUAAUCUCUCAAGUUUUUGCCUUUCUGUGCCCAAAGAUUUGGGAAUCUUUGAAAGGAUGCUUCGGCCGAGACUGACGAUUAGGUGCAUCUGUGAUGGACAUUGA